Quercus robur (English oak) is the source of this 777-nucleotide messenger RNA. RefSeq lists its product as uncharacterized. Bases 47 to 469 code for a protein of 140 amino acids. The transcript has 3 exons. The record is from RefSeq and is a predicted model, not a curated record. Lineage: Eukaryota; Viridiplantae; Streptophyta; Magnoliopsida; Fagales; Fagaceae.
UUUAUUUUUUAUUCGCUCCUGAAAACAAAUACCAGUACUGUACAAUAUGCCACCGGCCAAGAAGGGCAAAGGAGCGAAGGCCAAUUCUAACUCCAACUCGGCCGGGCCAACUCAGUCGUCGUCCUCCUCCGUAAAACCCCCCAACCACAAUUUUCCAUCCUGUAUUCGGUCAAUCCCUCCGUCCUCUGUGGCCAUCACCAUCCACGCCAAGCCUGGCUCCAAAUCCUCGUCCAUCACAGAUAUCAGUGAUGAGGCAGUGGGAGUGCAAAUUGACGCGCCGGCAAGAGACGGAGAAGCUAACGCCGCCCUUCUCGAUUUCAUUAGCUCCGUUUUAGGGGUGAAAAGAAGGCAAGUAUCUGUAGGUUCUGGUUCUAAAUCAAGAGACAAGGUUGUGAUUGUCGAGGAGGUAACUUUAAAAAGUGUUUUUGAUGCUUUAGAAAAAGUUUCAAAAUCCGUGUUGGAGAAAUGAGAUAGGUGAGAGGUGAUUUCUGUCUGUGAACCUGUCCUUGACGACCUUAACAAGUGACACCUGGCAAAGUGAAGCUGGAUUUGAAGAUCAUUUAUCUGCCGUCCAUUCUGAAUUAUUUCCAACAUUGCUUAUGAAAACCAGGAUCAGUUGUCAUAUUUUACCUCCUAAGGUGCAUUUUGUUUGACCAAAGUUGUAAUUACAACAGCUACAUUUAGUUUUCUUUGAAUUUUUGUUUGUAAAUAAUGGUUUUGAGUUUUGACACUACACUUCAAGUUGCUGCUCUUUUAUCAGAUAUUUUCACUUUGUCA